GAGCUGGGUCUGGGCCAGGGGGCAUGAAGACCACCAAUGAGCCCCAUAGCCGCUAUGACCUGGAUGACAUAGACGUGUCCUGGCUAGAGCUGGUUAACCUGGAGUUCAGAGAGCUGGCGCUGCCGGAGCUGGACGAGCUGACCAUGGAGCGUGUGCUGGUGGAGCUGGAGAGCCAGUGUGAGGAGAACAUGCAGCAGGCCAUCGAGAAGGAGGAGGGCCUGGGCAUCGAGUACGACGAGGAUGUGGUGUGUGACGUGUGCCGGUCCCCAGAGGGAGAGGAUGGGAACGAGAUGGUCUUCUGUGACAAGUGCAACAUCUGCGUACAUCAGGCGUGUUAUGGGAUCCUGAAGGUCCCACAGGGGAGCUGGCUGUGCCGAACCUGUGCCCUAGGGGUGCAACCCAAAUGCCUGCUGUGCCCCAAGAGAGGCGGAGCCCUGAAGCCCACCCGCAGUGGAACCAAGUGGGUCCAUGUCAGCUGUGCCUUAUGGAUCCCUGAGGUGAGUAUAGGCUGUCCAGAGAAGAUGGAGCCCAUUACUAAGGUGUCCCACAUUCCCGCCAGCCGCUGGGCCCUGUCCUGCAGCCUGUGUCGAGAACACACUGGCACCUGCAUACAGUGCUCCAUGCCCUCCUGUAUUGUGGCCUUCCAUGUGACCUGCUCGUUUGACCACGGCCUGGAGAUGCGUACCAUCCUGGCUGAGAACGACGAGGUGCGCUUCAAAUCAUACUGCCUGGAGCACAGCAGCACUACCGGCAACAGUAACCACGCUGCCGCUGUCGCCGGCAACAGUAGCCACACCAACACCAUGACUGGUAACAGUAACCACACCAACGGCGCCCACUGCGCUGGUGCCAGCAGUAAAACGGACUGGGCCGGACACGGCAACGAGCACAGAGUCAACGCCGGGCCGGAACACCACCAAGCGGCCAGCGAGCUGCCACCUGUGGAGCGUCCAGACCGAGACCAGAUGGAAAGGGAGAAGGCCAGCCAGCGCAAACAGAAACUACAGGAGCUGGAGGACGAGUUCUACUGCCUGGUGGACCCCAAAGACGUGGCGGAGAGCCUGGGCCUGCCGGACGCCCACGUGGACUUCCUGUACCAGUUCUGGAAGCUGAGGAGGAAGUCCAACUUCAACCGUCCGCUGGUGACACUGAAAAGAGACGAGGUAGAUAACCUGGCUCAGCAGGAGCAGGACGUGCUGUACCGACGCCUCAAACUGUUCACACACCUACGCCAGGACCUAGAGAGGGUGAGGAACCUGUGCUACAUGGUGACGCGGCGGGAGAAGAUGAAGACUUCUUUGUGUGACCUCCAGGAGAAGAUCUUCCACCUGCAGAUCCAGCUGCUGGAGGAGGACCUAGCUGGAGAGAAAACCAUGAAGGGGCAGAAGGGAAAGCAGAACGGGGUGAAGGAGAGGGGGAAGGAGCGGCGGAAAAGCAGUCCAGAGAAGAAGAAUGAGAGGUGGAAGUGUGAGAAUGGCUCCCUCCUGAAACAGCUAGGUUUCCCCAAGACCUUCCCUCUGGACAACACCCUGUUUGACAGCUGGCUGGCCCAGUCGGUGCAGAUCACGGCUGAUGACAUGCUGAGCAAGUGGGCCCUGGAAGCCGGGCAGCACCGUGACAAGACGGCCAGCCUGCUGUCUGACCAGCUGCUGCAGGGAGAGGAGAGCCUGCUCAGUCUUAUGAUGGACCACUCCAUGAAGUCCACCUGGAAGACCCCUCAGCUGGGCCGCAAGACCCGGGGCCAUCACUCCACCACCAACACCGCCGCAGCAACAACCGACACCCCCCCUGCUGCUGCAGCCACUGCAGCCUCCACAGCCAAGGGGGCUCUACUGGUAGAGGAGAGGCCAGGCCAUGGGGCUCGUAGAGGGGAAAGGUCCCGGGGCACCAAGGCCCUCCACCACCGCCACCCCCAGACCAGGAGCACUGAGACCCCCCUGGACCCGCCACCGCAGCCGCCCACCUCCAAAAUGGACUCCUGUCACAUCUCGGAGGAGCGUGGCCCCUGGGACAGCCUCACGGGUACUGGGGUAGCGUCCUCCCCCCUGGCCUCCUGUUUCCCCCCAUGCAGUAGUCCUGGGACAGUGCCUGAGUGGGGGUCAGGGGGGGGUCCCAUUCCCCGCACGGCCUUGCGCCUCCGCCUGCACCGGCAGGGCAAGUCCCGGGGGAAGGGUGGGGCGUUGCAGGAAGCUGUGGAGCGCCCCCUGGAAAGGGAGAGAGAGAGGGACCCCCACCCCGUCUCCCACCCAGUGAAGGAGACAUCAUCAUCGCUGCUGGACCCCGAGACAGACUGCUACUUCUCUGACGCCGAGCAGAGCGACUCAGACACACACUCCAGCGCCCGCAAGCUUCGUCUGGCUCAGUUGCAUUCUGGGAGCGAGGACCUGCUGAGGAGGAGCGUGCUGGCUUUGUAGAAAAAACUGAGAUGCGCGCACACAUACACACACCAUCGACCAGAACACACACUGUUUUCUCAGACUGACUGGAGCUCCAUCCCAGCUCCCUCUGCCACGGCUUCUGUCUGUGCUCUUGAUAUUAAAAUUGUAGUUAUUUUCUUUCUAGAUCGAUUUAAUGAACCAAAUCUCCGUCAUGAAUCAGUUUAUCUGCUCUGUUCUGGGGAUUUGAAUGUAGCUGCUACAUAGUUAAACAAUGAGGCCCUAGAUGUUCGUAGUUAAAGUAGCUGUAUGAUGAUGUAAGAAGAGAAAGUGUAUUUGGACUACGUUACGUUUAGGUUUUAUUUGGUUUAGAUGUAUAACUCGGUGGUAAACCAUGUCAUCAACCCUUUCUAGCAACGUGGGGUCAGUGGUAACUAACCACAAGAGUUGGGCUGAAUACUUUGUGGACAUUAUAAGCUAGUUCAGGUGAAUCACUUAUUUUCAAAUGACCGAAGAUGGAUCCCAUGAUGCAAUCCCUGGGAUAUGAUGUUUAAAAAGCCUUUCAGUUCAGAAUCAGACCCAGAACAGGUCUAAUGGGCUAACCCAUCAGUCUGAGAAAUAUACAGAAAAUAUCACACAAAUAUUAGCCUUUAAAAGCACAAAUAGCUAACAGGAACUGUAAUGCAAACAUUGUGCAUAAACACACUCACACACAUAUACAACACACACAUUACACAAACACACACAUGAUUACAUUCUCAAAGCUACUCCCUCUGCAUUCAGCCGUUGUUGUAACAUACUGUUUGAGAAUUACGUCAGCUCUUCACUGACUCUGCCUCCUCUUCCGUUUGAAUCAUUGGAGAAACAAUAUUUAACGAAUUGUGUGCCUUCUGUCGCUCCCCCAAAAUGAGUUUAUCAAUCACUUCUAUAAUCUGAUUUGUUACAAUCAAAAAAGGGAAACCUGUUGUAUUGGUAAUCAAGCGUACCGAAACAGAUGACCUUAAUUGUAGUGCCUAAAAAAGGAUGUAUAUACAGCUUUUGCCAUGAAUCAACCCAACCGCACGCAAAGCCACACAGAUACACAGUUCUACCAUAUUUGUGCAAAUUGCUGCCCCAACAAAGCAACUUCUAGAGUCAUUGUUGCUCCCGUCAGACGAGUGGUAUAAUCAGCUACAGUACAGACUCCUGGAUUCUGACUUAUUUUUUUAGUUCUUUGUAAAUUUGUUUUAACUCUUGUUUUUUCGUCUCAGAGAGUUGUAUUUUAUACUUAAAGUGGUCCACAGUAUUUUCUCAGGGUUUAAAAAAAUCGAAGAAGACAUAUAAGAAGGGUUGAAAAUGUAUUGAAAUCAAAGUUAAACCGUAAAUAUAUUAUACUAUAAAAGGCUAUUUUAUACAUAUAAGUAUGUAUAGAAAAAGUUCCUUUGGCAAAGCUUCACUGUUUGAACUGACUACUACUGUACUGAGAGAUUUUCUCCUGUCUCAAUCAGUACACUACUACUGCUCCUUCUACUACCCAACUGGCUGUCUCCUGAGUUGAUGAUGCCAAAGAACAGUGUAAAACAAACUGGGCAGCAUGCACUCACUCUGGUAGCGUCCUAAACAACACCCUAUUCCCUAGACAGUGCACAUGGUGCCGGUUGGGACGCAGGCUCACUCUCCGGUGUCACCAUGGGAUCCGCUGAAGGACAUGAAUACGGAAAUCUACCUGAUGCCAGCAGCGCUGUUCUAGUCGUUCUAGCUGUUCUGCAUUGCUCUGGCCUGGUGUGACUCGGCUUUAACACCCACCACCACUAUUUCACCUUGGACCCUCCUAUUCCCUGCUCCCUUAAGGCUGUUACUUACUGGCCCUCUGUGCCACUGACCUACUCUAGAUGGAGUGUCGCAGUUCCCCCCUGCCCCCUACCUGGGAAGAGUUGAAUGCUGCUGAACCGUGUGUGUGUGUGUGUGUGUGUGUGUGUGUGUGUGUGUGUGUGUGUGUGGCUGAUGGUUCAGAGCCCACUGACACCCCCAGUGCUGUUAUCACAGAGUUGGAAUGUAGAAGAUGACUAGAUUUUUGUGUUUUUGUCCGGUCCCCAGAUGGGACCCAUAUUCAGGAUGAAAACCCCCUAAAACAGUGUAUUGGUCAGGUGGCUCUGUCUGUCUGCAGCCAGUCCGGUUACUUCCUUUGGCCACUUCCUUUCCAUCCACCGUAACCCUUGGAGACAGACCAGUAUAAUCAUAGAAAUAGAAUGAGUAGCACAUUCUAUUCAUUCUUACUCUAUGAUUGCAACGUACACAAUAACAACAACCAUGCUUAUUGUUGCCUGCAGAUAAGUCGUCUGGGUGGAUGAAUAGGGUUAGCGCUGUAGUAGCCCCACCGAAUCCACCCAAACACCUAGUCGUUUACGUGUUGCUAAGACGAUGAAAUGUAAACUUGGUUUCAAUAUUUAAUAUAUACACCAAUUUAGACUAGACAGUGUUUUAGACGGAGCCCUUCAUGUACGGCCCCUAACGUAGUAGAAAACAGGUUGUUAUUAUUGGAGUGGGGCAUCUACGCCCUCUUCCUCCGCUUCCUCUCAAAAACAGUAGGCUGCCAUUUUAGUGAGGUGGUGAGGCCUUUUAGUACAGCAGGCAGCAGGUGACUGCACUUUUCAUACAGAUUAUAGAUGAUGGAGGGAUAGAUGGUAGUAUAUCCUCGAUGGACAGUAAUAUCCGACAGAGUACCUAUGGAUUACUAUUAACCUCCUCAAGCAGCGUUUCUUUGCCCCAUUCCUGAGGACCCACAGGCUUCGUGUUUUGUUCCAGCCCACACUAACACACCUGAUACAGAUCAUCAAAUUGAUGAUCAGUUGAAUUUAGGAUGUGUUAGUGCUGAGCUGGAACAAAACAUACAUUUGGACGGUUGGUCCCCUGAAAUAGGGUUGAGAAAGGAUGCUUUGGUGUAGCUGUGGAUGAAUGUCCUAGUGCUGUCUCCGUACCACCUAGGAACUGCUGCUGCUGUUGUUGUCGUUUGUAGCGUGAAAAGGCCAUCAGCACACUAACAGAACACAACGAUGACGUCAUUGAGAAGGAUCUCCUCUUCUGUGUUAGUUGCUUCCUCCGAUAGGGAACUGGUUCAAGGCUGUAGUAGUUCGACUGCCGUUUACCCGUCUGCUUUUUGUAUGCACCAACAAUAGUGUAUGAUACUGUACUAGAGACCGUUUUGUUUCCUUGUUAAAAGCCUUCGCAAGCUGUUUUUGUAACGCUUCUGCCGCGGCUCAUAUAACUAGAAUGCUGACUCAUAAUCAGACCAACUGCUUCCUUAUUGGCGCUUUAGCUCUCUGACAGUUGACGGACUGCUUCCACACAGUGAAGUAUGGUUCCAAUCCAACACCCACCCCACAGACUAGGGUUCUGUCUCACUCCCCUCCCUGCUUCAGUGUUCCGCCAGCCCGCCUUGACUCCUUCAUUGUUUUGAAGCACAGCAGGAUCAAAGGAACAAACUUUAAGGUCAAAUAAUGACAUGCAUGUGUAGUGGAGAGCGUUUGUCACUCUGCUGCUUAGAGAGAGAGUGUUUGCGCCCUGUCCACACAGUGUACUUAAACAGGCAGUGAAUCUGAACAACACCCGUCUCUCCCUUUUUCUGUGUGGCACACAAACACUUCUGUUUUUACUGGAGCUCAUUUUAUUUGCUUUCUUUGCUUUUGUUUUAUACAACCAGAGAGAAAAUUAUUUGAUAAAACAAAAGGGGGAAUUGCUAAUUGCAGUUUAAAUGGUCAGGCCGGUUCCCCAGUGGGCUGAUAGUUCAGUUGGCCAGGCCGGAUCCCCAGUGGGCUGAUAGUUCAGUUGGCCAGGCCGGUUCCCCAGUGGGCUGAUAGUUCAGUUGGCCAGGCCGGUUCCCCAGUGGGCUGAUAGUUCAGUUGGCCAGGCCGGCUCCCGGUGGGCUGAUA
Molecule: messenger RNA, 6283 nt
Organism: Oncorhynchus masou masou (cherry salmon)
Lineage: Eukaryota; Metazoa; Chordata; Actinopteri; Salmoniformes; Salmonidae
Product: E3 ubiquitin-protein ligase Jade-2-like
Exons: 8
Coding region: 24-2414 (796 amino acids)
Biological process (GO): regulation of transcription by RNA polymerase II
Cellular component (GO): histone acetyltransferase complex
Source: RefSeq, a predicted model, not a curated record